AUGCCCACGAUUGGCGCACAACUCCGCAAAUGGACGGCAUUCCUGCUCCUCUGCAGCACACCCACGACCGUCCUCGUCCAGUCAACGAAUAACAGCGUGACCUUCCAUACUGGCGCUACUGCACCUCUGAGUGUCACAACGCAUGGCGCUUCUCCUGCGCUGUCACGACCAACGGCCUUCAGUCGCCCCUACGCGGAUACCGAUACGAUAUGCUCGUACCGCACGAUCAAUUACAUUACACAUACACUACCUCAGCAAUGCCUGAAGACAAGCUGGUCGGCUUCGAUCCCAACAGUCUCCAUCAAUGAAACAGCACCUGCAGCAGAGACGACACCGACCCCGCAAACAUCGGCCUCGACUACAAAGGAAGGAGCAGAGGAAUGGGUAGGUGAGAGCACGGGGGAUGCAGCAGCAGCAGCAACCGCUUCUUCAGCAGAAGUAACGCCCUCUGGCGACAUCGUGGCUGGCAGCGGUACUGGAAGCACAGAACCAGAUGCUGAGCUUGAGACAGACUCGCCCUUCGACAACGCCAACUUUCUCUCCUUCGACGAGUGGAAAAAAAGGAACUUGGCCCAAGCCGGCCAGUCGCCUGAGAAUGUUGGACAGGGCCGAGCUGCUUCUGCUGAGCAAGGGUCUCGAAGGCGCCCAGUCAAUGUCAACGCCUUGGACUCUCUAGGCGAAGAAGCCGAGAUCGAUAUCGACUUCAGUGGGUUUGGUGACCCUUCUGAGGGCAGCUCUAUUGGUAGCGAUGUUGCCUCGAAAGCCCCAGGUGCUGAAGCAGCCAAGGCUUCAGGUGAAGCAGACAAAGCCGGUUCCGGCUCCUGGGCACUGAGCAAGGACGCUGGGAAAACGUGCAAAGAGCGCUUCAACUAUGCGUCAUUCGACUGCGCAGCAACUGUUCUUAAAACGAACAAGAAGGCAAAGGGCUCCUCAGCUGUGCUAUCAGAGCACAAGGACAGCUACAUGCUUAACGAAUGCUCUGUCAACAACAAAUUCCUCAUUAUAGAGCUUUGCGACGAUAUCCUGAUUGACACCGUCGUUCUGGCAAACUACGAGUUCUUCUCGUCCAUGUUCCGCCACUUUCGCGUCAGCGUAUCAGACCGUUAUCCUGUUAAGAUGGAGCGAUGGCGCACGUUGGCUACAUUCGAAGCUCGUAAUUCCCGCGACAUCCAGCCCUUUCUCAUCACAGAGCCUCAGAUCUGGGCCCGCUACCUGCGUAUCGAGUUCCUGACCCAUUACGGCAAUGAGUUCUACUGUCCCCUGAGCCUCUUGCGUGUGCAUGGUACUACGAUGAUGGAACAGUUCAGACGUGACGAAGAGGAAGCUCGAGGCGGCGAGGAUGACGUUGAAUCGAUUGAAGAAGAGGAGAACGUAGUCAAGCCCGCCGACGGCAGUGGCCCAAUCCCAGCGGACCAAGUUCCAAUCGUAUCGGUCGAGGAAGAGCUUGUUCGGUUAAAACAGACUGCGACUUCAGAAAGCUCACCGAACGCUGUCAUCGACACCCAGCCAACCUCUAGUCCGACCGUAUCGCAGCCUACGUUCUCCAGCCCAACGUCGGCGUCAGCACAAGUGGUAACGUCAACAUCUCUUGACCAGUCAACUGGUGCACCCAGCAACAACAGCGCCGUCGACAGCCUGUCACGCCCAUCGCCCUCUUCCAUCGUAUCCAAACCAGGCAGUGGGAAUGACGCCACCGCCCUACCACCAACGCCCAGCAGCAUUGCUGUCGCAUCCCAGGAUAUCAAAAUGAUUCCAUCGGCUCAAGGUUCUGCUGUGGUUGGUUCGAAUCCUGCUUCUGGGACGUCUACCACCCGCAAAGAGUCCGCCGCUCGCUCACCUGGAACUGACGCACCAUCCCCGCCUACCAAAAACCCUCCAGCGAAGCAGUCCAGCAACAAUACCGCAGCAAACCCUCCAGUCCAGUCACAGACGCGCAGCUCGCCAACACAGCCAAAUGCCGCCGCUCCAUCUACCCAGGAAUCCUUCUUCAAGUCGAUUCACAAACGCCUGCAGUACCUCGAGGCCAACAGCACCCUUUCGCUGCAAUACAUCGAAGAACAAUCACGUAUUCUACGAGAUGCCUUCAUCAAAGUGGAAAAGAAGCAGCUGGCAAAGACGGAGAAGUUUCUUGAGUACAUGAACACUACGGUGAUACAAGAGCUCAAGAAUUAUCGCAACAUGUACGAACAACUUUGGCAGAGCACAGUCAUUGAACUGGAGGGCAUGAAGGAGCGGCAAAGGUCAGAGGUGGGAGAGAUCGGCGCCAGGCUCAGCCUGAUGGCUGACGAGCUCGUUUGGCAGAAGAGGAUGGCUGUCGUUCAAUCGACAUUGUUACUUCUUUGUCUCGGUUUGGUCCUCUUUGCGAGGUCGGGAGCGAUGGGAGCUGCUGUGGACAUGCCUAUCGUACAGCAGCUGGGGACUAAGUACUCCAGCUUCUUCGAUUCGCCGCCACAGCGAGGACUCGAAACUGGUGUAGACCGACGGAGACGGACGUUCAAGAGCAUGUGGCGCAGCGACACGUCGGCUGGACUGAGCGAUCGAAGUGGCCAUCACAGCGAAGGGCGCAAUAUCUUGUCGGACGUGGAUAGUGACGACGCGAGAAGCCCUGUUCGAAUCCAGUAUAGUCCCCCCACUCCCAACACACCAGGCGGCCGAUCCGAUGCUGCUUUACAAUCCGGCUCUUCACCCCCAGAUGUCAACGGCCUAGAAGACGUCGAUUCAGACGGUGGGCCUGCAGCACCAAGAAAAGUCCCUGACAUCAGCCUUGAAGAUCAAGCCAAGCGCAUACAGGUACUGGCCACACAGUCUGGGCCCGCCACACCCAACGGCACCCGCGACAGCCGGCCGUCAUGGGAAGAAGUCGAUCGGGCCAUUGACCAGCUGAAAGCUGAAGAGCACGACCAGGCUGCGCCGCAGAAGGAGGUGCGUGUGAAGGGGAAGGCGAGGUCGCCGCUAAGAAGGGCUCAGAGCAGCUACGAUGGCGCUGGAGACGAUAACUCGCCAAUUGACAGUGGCAGGGACCAUCUCGUCAGUAGCUGA
This is a messenger RNA of Ascochyta rabiei, 3039 nucleotides long. RefSeq lists its product as uncharacterized. Lineage: Eukaryota; Fungi; Ascomycota; Dothideomycetes; Pleosporales; Didymellaceae. Gene Ontology annotation, cellular component: membrane; cytoplasm. The record is from RefSeq and is a predicted model, not a curated record. Gene Ontology annotation, biological process: protein folding in endoplasmic reticulum. The coding region runs from base 1 to 3039 and encodes 1012 amino acids. The transcript has a single exon.